Molecule: messenger RNA, 609 nt
Organism: Dromiciops gliroides (monito del monte)
Lineage: Eukaryota; Metazoa; Chordata; Mammalia; Microbiotheria; Microbiotheriidae
Product: coiled-coil domain-containing protein 201-like
Exons: 3
Coding region: 1-609 (202 amino acids)
Source: RefSeq, a predicted model, not a curated record
AUGAGCUUGUCCUCUGCUGAUAUGUCUUCUAAUUGGUUGCUGAGCGGUCUCAGUCUGAUGUUUGAUUCGGGGGUAUCCAAGGAAGAGAAUUCAUCUUUAAAGUUCACUUCUUCAACCAGAAAAUUAAUAAAACAUAGCACACCUGUGGAUACCACACUUUCUAAAAGCAUGAUAUCCAUAGAAAGUAUAUCCUACCUAAAAGAAGCUGGAAGUGAAAGGGGAACUCCUGUGGAGUCUCCCCUACCCAAAACACCAUUUCUAGAAUUUUCAACUCAUCCAGAAACGAGAAGUCUUAAACCUGUUGGUCAAAGGAAAAGACUUUCUACAGUAUCUGCUUCUGAGGAAUCCGAUGCAGAGGUACAGAAUAGCUUGAACCUCUCCUCAGCCAAGCAGGGAUGUCAAAUUCCUGAUCCAUUAACCAAGAAAUGGAGUAAUAUGUCCUUCAGAAAAUCACGCUGUUAUGGAUUACCUGGAAUAAAGGACCCUGCUAAAAGAAAAGGUCGUUCAAAGAAGACACGGAUGGCAAAUGAUUUGAGUCAAUGGGAACUUCGUCAACUCCAAAACAUUGAAGAAGCCACCCAUCAUGAAUUAGUUGUUGAAGUCACAUGA